AUCCCUGUGCAAGUCAGCAUGUUUGCACACACAGAGCUUUGCAAGCUGGAGACUGUAGUCCUGUUCAGUCAAGAGCCACAAGCCCUGGUGAUUAUACAAAGUGGACAAGAACCACAUAGCCCAGAAUGACUUUCUACGCCUGCUUAUUUAUCCAGUGGUUACGGGAUGAACUGAAAUGGUGACCGAUUGGAUGUUGCAUCAGCUGGUUUUGGACCAAGAAUCAUCUGUCUGGGAUUUCUGAUUUUGCCAGCACACAGGACUGCUACUGGACAUGCAACCAGGUGUGAGGGUCUGUGUGCCCACUGCGACUGUGCUGGGCCUGCUUUGCCGAGGUUGUCUCAGCAGGGCGCCGGGUUUUCCGGUUCGCAGCUUUAGCUGUUUUCCCAGGCAGAUGAGUAGGUGGAGCAGCCAGGAGACCUGCGGCCCCCCACCUCCUCAGGAAAACCCCCGUGUCCUCAUCACAGGUGGUCUUGGGCAGUUAGGUGUGGGACUUGCGCAGUUACUGAGGAAACAGUAUGGAACAGAGAAUGUAAUCCUGUCAGACAUUAAGAAGCCUCCACCUCAUGUUUACAGCAGUGGCCCAUUUGUUUAUGCUGAUGUGUUGGACUACAAACUUCUCAGAGAACUGAUUGUAAAUAAUCGUAUCACUUGGCUGGUCCACUACAGCGCUCUGCUUAGUGCUGUGGGUGAGGCUAAUGUGGCUUUGGCACGCAAGAUCAACAUCACAGGCCUUCAUAACGUGCUGGACUUGGCACUAGAGAACUGCCUACGGCUCUUUGUCCCCAGCACCAUCGGGGCGUUUGGUCCCUCUUCUCCACGUGACCCGGCUCCUGACCUCUGUGUCCAAAGGCCUCGAACCAUCUAUGGCGUGUCCAAAGUGCAUGGAGAGCUGAUGGGGGAGUAUCUCCAUCAUAAAUAUGGUCUGGACUUUCGCUGCCUGCGUUACCCAGGUGUGAUUUCAGUCAACACAACUCCUGGAGGAGGAACAACAGACUAUGCAGUUCAAAUCUUCCACGAUGCUCUCAGCACAGGUCACCACGAAUGCUACCUGCGUCCCAACACUCGUCUUCCCAUGAUGCAUAUCUCUGACUGCCACCGAGCCACAGUAGAGUUCAUGCAGGCUCCAGAGUGCCAGCUGUCCCUGCGUACAUACAACAUCGCGGCCAUGAGCUUCACUCCGGAAGAGGUGGCCCAAGAAAUCCGCAAGCAUCUCCCUCACCUCAAGGUCACCUACAAUCCCGACUCUGUCCGACAGACCAUCGCAGACAGCUGGCCUGUGAGGUUUGACGACUCGAAUGCCAGGAGAGACUGGGGCUGGGCACCAGCUUUCGGGCUUGAGGAGCUGGUGUCAGACAUGCUGCGCUCCAUUCGAGACAUGAGGACAAAUGAGGGUUUGUCAGUCAGCUAGCGAAACCUGACUGACCAAUGCCCUACCCUUGACUUUUUAUUCAGCCUGCAUUUACCACCAAUACGCUUCCUUUCAGUUCACUUUCACAGGUCGUCAACCACUAUCCUCCGUUACUCUGGAACAUUACGACAGUGAGCCAGAGACUGUUUGUAAAGUAGAAAUUCUCCGUCAGAACCUCUCAGUAUACAGUGGACAGUGAGAUGUCAUACGCAUGCACUCAAACACGCACAUUUCAGUCUUUUUCAGGGAAUCACACACUGUUAAACCUUAUCUUCAUCUUUGUUGUUUUUAAUUGUUAUCAUAUAGUACAAGCAUCACUUUACACAUGGGUAUGUUGCCUCAGAUGGAACGGAAAAAUACUUUUAAGAUUUCCACAUGUCAUGUUAAUUGCAUCCAUGGACACAACAGUCUGUUACAAUGUCUAUUAAAAUGUCUAAUACAAUAUGGACCAGUUACACAUUGAAAGUAACAAACCUGUUUAUACUUUAAUUUCAGGAUCAUCUGGAAUCGCAGGCUCAGUUAACUCUGGAUUGUAAUGACUCAUCAUGUAUUCUGGCUGUUUUAAAGGGCAGUCUUUUAUAAUAUAGUUUAUCAACUGAAAAUCACACACUGUAUACAACCUUAUUACCCUUGCUGUGGCAUCUAAUAGGAAGCCUUUAUUUUAUUUUUUUGCCAGCCGUGUGAUUUUGGUUGUGAACGAGUAUCAAUAACAAAUAAAGCCUUAUUUACUGUAGUACUUUUGAAAACAAAGUAUAAAAUGUAGUGUACUUUGAAUUAGACCUUGAAUAAUAAAAACAAACAGCACUGAUUAUUGUAGAUUCUUGAACUUCAUGUAUUCUAAAUGAUGUAAUGUAAUAUAUGUAAUGUAAUACUUCCUCCUGAGUGGGCAAUGAUGAUUAUGAUGAUGCUGACAGCUAUAUUGAUUAUAGUGGUAAUUAUAGGCACAAUUCUGAGGUACUUGUACUUCAGCAUUUCCAUAUUCCAAUAAUAUUUCUACUCUAUUACACCUCAGUUAUUUUAUCCUUCCCUCCACAAUUUUUAGAGCUGCAACGAUUGACUGAUUAAUUAAUUAGCUGAAUCAAAAAUUGCCAACUUUCUUGAUAAUUGGUUUAUUGUUUCAGUCAUUUUUCAAGAAAAAUUAUAACAAGCCUUUUCACAAUUUUAGGACAUU
Scatophagus argus is the source of this 2579-nucleotide messenger RNA. RefSeq names its product L-threonine dehydrogenase 2 (gene tdh2). Gene Ontology annotation, molecular function: L-threonine 3-dehydrogenase activity. Gene Ontology annotation, biological process: L-threonine catabolic process. The transcript has 10 exons. The record is from RefSeq and is a predicted model, not a curated record. Bases 272 to 1408 code for a protein of 378 amino acids. Lineage: Eukaryota; Metazoa; Chordata; Actinopteri; Scatophagidae.